GCGCUCCCGCCGGCCAUGACCGGCGAGAAGCUCCGCUCGCUGCGCAGGGACCAUAAACCCAGCAAGGAGGACGGGGACCUGCUGGCGGCCGGCGAGGACGAGGCGGCCGCGGCGCCCGGGGGCGCCUUCACGGGCGGGAAGGGCGGGCGGGCCGGGGGGCACCGCGGGCCCGGCGCUCACCGGCACCGCCCGCCGGCCCGGGCCGCCCCCGCCGGGCCCGAGCGCGGCCCCUUCCCCGUGCACGAGUGCGUGUUCAAGGGGGACGUGCGGCGGCUCUCGGCGCUCAUCCGCACCCAGGGCAUCGCCCAGAAGGACAGUCACGGAAACACUCCUUUACAUCUUGCUGUGAUGUUGGGACAUAAAGAAUGUGCCCACCUGCUUUUAGCCCAUAAUGCUCCAGUAAAGGUGAAAAACGCUCAGGGAUGGAGCCCUCUGGCCGAAGCCAUCAGCUAUGGAGACAGACAGAUGAUUUCAGCACUCCUGAGGAAGCUCAAGCAGCAGUCCAGGGAAAGUGUUGAAGAGAAGCGACCUCGGUUAUUAAAAGCCCUGAAAGAGCUAGGUGACUUCUAUCUAGAGCUUCACUGGGAUUUUCAAAGUUGGGUGCCUUUACUUUCCCGAAUUCUGCCUUCUGAUGCAUGUAAAAUACACAAACAAGGUAUAAAUAUCAGGCUGGACACAACUCUGAUAGACUUUACUGACAUGAAGUGCCAACGAGGGGAUUUAAGCUUCAUUUUUAACGGUGACGCCGCACCCUCCGAAUCUUUUGUAGUUUUAGACAAUGAGCAAAAAGUUUACCAGCGAAUACACCACGAGGAAUCUGAGAUGGAGACAGAAGAGGAGGUUGACAUUUUGAUGAGCAGUGAUAUUUACUCUGCCACCUUAUCCACCAAAUCCAUCACAUUCACACGGGCCCAGACAGGGUGGCUCUUCAGGGAGGACAAAACUGAAAGAGUAGGAAAUUUCCUGGCAGAUUUCUACUUGGUGAAUGGACUUGUGUUGGAAUCCAGGAAAAGAAGGGAACAUCUCAGUGAGGAGGACAUCCUUCGGAAUAAAGCAAUCAUGGAGAGCCUGAGCAAAGGGGGAAACCUCAUGGAGCAGAAUUUUGAGCCCGUGCGCCGGCAGUCGCUGACGCCGCCGUCCCCCAACACCAUCUCCUGGGAGGAGUACAUCUCUGCAGAGAGUGGCAAAGCUCCUCACCUGGGCAGGGAGCUGGUCUGCAAGGAGAGCAAGAAAACCUUCAAAGCCACGAUAGCAAUGAGCCAGGAAUUCCCCUUAGGAAUCGAAUCGUUGUUGAAUGUCUUAGAAGUCAUUGCACCCUUCAAGCACUUUAACAAACUUAGAGAAUUUGUUCAAAUGAAGCUUCCACCAGGCUUUCCUGUCAAAUUAGACAUCCCGGUGUUCCCCACCAUCACGGCCACUGUGACGUUCCAGGAGUUCCGCUACGACGAGUUCCAUGACUCCAUCUUCAGCAUUCCCGACGACUACAAGGAGGAUCCCAGCCGCUUCCCUGACCUCUAGGGGGGGCUGGAAGCUUCCUGGGGAACAUCCACAUCCCAGGGAAAGGGAAUGGCUGCACCCACAGUAGGGUAGAGCCGUGGGGCACAGGAAGGGAUGAACUCCGUGAGCCCGCAGCAAAGGGAACGUGCAGCAGUGCAGGUGUGCUGGCACUGCACUGGGCACCAGCCCCUCCAGCUCCCCCUUCCCAGAGCCUCCUGCUGCCAUUCCCUUUGGCACAGCCAGUCCUGGCCCUGGAGCUGCCGCUCCCAGCUGGGAGGAGCUGCUGGUUUUUAAAUUUUUUUACACUGCUGGACCUUGGCACCGAGCUGGGCCCGGGGCUUGGGGGCGAGCUCCUCCCUGUCCUUCCUGUGCUCCCUGUUCCCUGAGCUCCCAGCUCAGCCGUGGAAUGUUGGAAGGUAUCCCCAAGGAAUGCCUUGGCUGUAGAUGAAUGAACCAAAUGGGCACCACUGACACUUGGAUUUCCUCCUGCACCCCAGGGCAGAGCCAGCUGUGCUCUGCAGGGAGCGAGGCACCUGCCUGGUGCUGUCCCCACCUGAUCCCUUCAUUCCCACUUCACUCUCUGCUCCCUGCCUGGCUCCCUGUGGUUUUGGGGAGCACUCCAGGGCUGCCUGGCUGGGAAUGUCACUUGUUUUAAUCCUUUAUUUGACCCUCACUUGGGAGAGGUGUCCCAGAACGUCUGAGCACCACCAGGUCAGUGUGUGUGUGUGCCCUCAGCAGCCUGGAAAUCUGGGAUGCAUAGAGGCACUGGGGAAAGCUCAGGAAUUGCCCCUUCCUGUGGGAGGAGCUUUCCCUGCGCUCAUGGGCAGCUUUCACUGGGGUGUUCCCACUUCAUUUCCUGCCUCUUUGUGUUUCCAUCACACAGAAUCCCAGACUGGUUUGGGGUGGGAGGACCUUAAAGCUCAUCUUGUCUAGCCCCCCCUUUGUGGAUGUUUCAGUACUCCAGCUCCUUGAGCUUAUUCCCAUUCCCAGUUGUUCCAGUCUCCUCAUCUACUAAUAAUCCACCUUUUUGGGGUUUGUUAGGCAAGAUUUGUGCAGAAGGCUGAUGGUGCUAUUUGUUUGUAUGAAGAAAUUUAGAUUCAAGUUCUGUGGUGUCAUUGUACAAAAAAUGUAAAUAUUUUCCAAAUUAUAUUCUUUGUGCACUGUAGGUAAAACUUUUUCUGGAAUUCCAUAGAGUUAAGGAUCAAAGUUUAUAAUGAAGAGGAUCACUGAUGCUCAGUGGAGGGAACAGCUGUGCUGAGCACGAGGGACAAGGGAGGGGCUGAGCACAGGGCAAGGUGUCAGGUACACCUGAGAGCAGGUGAUUCCAAACUGCUGGAAUCUCUGAUCCAUCCCAAAGAGGCUGCUCUGGGGAAGGACAUAGAGGAGGCCCAGGAAAUCACUUUUGUCAGCAAAGUCCAGGAGCACUGGAGUGGGAGGGUGGGGUUGGUCCUUUCCCAGCACCUCUGUGAACCUGGGGAGCACUGGGACGUGUGGGAAUAGGGAAACACUGGGACCUGGGGGGACAGGGGAGCACUGGGACAGGGGAGCAGUGCAGCUUUGUUGUUAAUUCAAACUCAAAUCCAAAAUAAAACUUUAGGGAAAACAAGCAAAGGGAAAUGACUCCUGCAGUGCCGUGUCAGGGCAGGUGUGAAGCAUCCUCUGGGAAUGAUGGAACUUGUUCUCCCAAGUAAUGAUGAAUUCCUGAUGUGUUUCACACCUCUGGGAUGAACUGACACCAUCUGUGCUGCUCCUGGGAGCCAGGUGGGAUCCUCUGAGACAGACUGGGAAUGUCCAUGGGGCUGAGCUGGGCUUGGAUUGGUGCCUGUGGGGCAGCACAGGGCCCUGUCCCCUCCCAGGGGUGCCCUGUCCCCUCCCGGGAAUCCCUUCAGGAUGUUUUGUGGAGCUGCAGGACCUGUGCCAGGUGUGGAGCUGGUGCCAUGCAGGGCACCCCAUUCCUUGGGAAUUCCAGUGAAGGGGAGAGGUUCUUCCCCAAGGUGAAUGUCAGAGCUCUCUUUCCUCAGUGGUUCAGGGAGGAUCCAAGGAUUUGUGUUUCUUUGCAUUUUUGGUUAUCCCAAAUUCAUCCCUGGCUCCGUGGAAGUGUCAGUGGGGCUGUGGGGCCUGGGCAGUGCAGCUGCUGCUGGAUCCCAGGGUGGAUCCCGGGCUUGGAACUGGAAAACAAAAAGGGUUUUGGGUGGCCUCCUGUGGGAUUUGAGGCUUCUGUGGCUCCAUCCCCUCUGGUGGCCGUGGGGUAACUACCCAAAGCCCAGGGCAGGUCCUGGAAGUGUUUCCUGUGGUUCCUUGGCCUCUGGCUGCACAUCUGGGGGAUUUUACCCCCCCAGGACACGGCUGCUCCCUGGGACACUUCCAGGGUCUGCAGGAAGGGUUGCAGGAGGCUGCUCCUAAGGCUUCUUCAGCCUUGGAAUGUGGGCACAGCUUUGGAACUGGCCUUGUUCUGGUUUAUCCCAGCAAAUCUGGCUGCUCCUGCUCUCCCUGUGGAGCUGAGGGAUGGGAAUUCCCUGGAUUGUUCCCCAGCUCCCAGGGCAGCUCCGUGCCCCCUGGAGCUGCUCUCAGGACUUUCCCCUCCUCCUGGGAUGUGUUUCCUGUCUGAACAUUCCAGGUGAGGAGUUCUCACACACAGAGACACCGGGGCAGGUUUCCCAAUGGAUGCACUGCAGGAAUUGUGUUGGAGGGACACUGGGCUGAGCCUGUGGAUCCCGAGGGGCUGCCCGUGUUGAGAUCCAUGUUUAUAUCCAUGUUUUCUCCACUGAAGCCUGUUUUGUCACUGGGUUGUGUUGCAUGGACACAGCGAAUGUUUGUGGGCCCAGUUUGUCUCUGGGUGUUCCCAGCCCUGUGUGGGGCACAGGGUCCCUCCCCUCUCCUGUGGCUCUGGGAAAUUUCCUUUUUCUAAGCAGGAUUGAUCCAGCAGAGCCUCACCUCACCUUUCCCCAUUUUCCUGAAGGCCAGGCCAGGCCAGGUGUUGCAGGAAGGUUUGGUGCCUGGGAGUGAGCACAGAUCCAUGGAUUUGUCCAUGCAGCAGCUCCAGCUCAUCCCCGUGGCCUGGGAAUGUCGGGGGGAGCAGGAGCAGCCUCCUGGACACUCCAGCUGGGAGUCAGUGUCCAGGGCAGGAGAAGGGAGCGGGGUCAGCCUGGUGGGAAUCACAUCCUGCUGCUCCUGGGGGCUUGGGGCUCCCCUCCCACCACAUCUUGGUUUUUUUCCUGAGGUUUUUUUAUAGCUCUUAAAAUACAACCAGGAAUUUUGCUCAACCCAAUUCUCUGACCUCACUGUGGAAGGAUCCCGUGGGUCGUUUCUGAACCAAACUAUUCCUCUGGUCUUCCAAACUCCUGCUCUGUCCCGUGGCAAAGGGAACACCCUGGUUUUCCUCUCCUGGAGCUGCUGUCCAGCCACUGCACUCCCACCACUGCAGUUCCCAAGUCCUGCAUUGAAUCCGUUCGUUCCCCUGGAUGUGUUUGUGCUGGAAUCCCACAGAUUCUGUUGAUAUUCCCAGCAACGCUCUGUUCUUUUACUGUCUCUGCUCCUGAGUUGUGAUUCCUGCCAGGAGAGCUGCGUUAUUUAAUCCGGAUUAACCAAUUCCUGUAAUGCUGCAGUUUCACUUUUCUUUUCCUGACAGUUUGUAACUCCCAUGGAAAACGAGUCACCUCUCUUGGUUUUCCUGUUGUCUGCUCCCCGGUUUUCUCUUCCCUUCACUCAUAGUCACUUUGGGUUGUGUCAUUUGUUAGAAUAAAGACCAAACUAUGCUGUUGGAUUUGGAAACUGCUCCACCUGUGCAAUCCAGGCUUCCUUCUCCUGUCCCGGCGCUUCCCGGGACUCGGCUCCGCUGUGGGAGCGGGAUUGGAGGGGAGGGAACGAGCUCCUGCUGCUGUGUUCUGCGAGGGCAUUUUCUUGGUCAUUUUUUAAAUAAAAUCCUGCAU
Cinclus cinclus is the source of this 5426-nucleotide messenger RNA. It is a transcript of the gene ANKRD13C, whose product is annotated as ankyrin repeat domain 13C. The transcript is spliced from 13 exons. Gene Ontology annotation, molecular function: protein binding. The coding region runs from base 16 to 1518 and encodes 500 amino acids. Lineage: Eukaryota; Metazoa; Chordata; Aves; Passeriformes; Cinclidae. Gene Ontology annotation, cellular component: cytoplasm. The record is from RefSeq and is a predicted model, not a curated record.